This is a messenger RNA of Bactrocera oleae (olive fruit fly), 2601 nucleotides long. NCBI's taxonomy places the organism in Eukaryota, Metazoa, Arthropoda, Insecta, Diptera, Tephritidae. The record is from RefSeq and is a predicted model, not a curated record.
GGGUGUUGUUUAAAAUACGUCUAGUAUAGAACACACAAUACAUUUAUUUUGUGGCGAUUUUAGGUUUUUUUCAACAGAAAAUAUACCUAUAUUAUACAUAAUCUUAAUCAAAUUUUCAUCUUUAAAGUUAAAUCAUAAUCGUUCAAGAAGACUUUGUUCAUUGUUUGAUUGCUGACUUGAACUAAAAUUUUCUCUAAAAAGGUAUCAAUUUCGAGUCUCGAUUCACAGCUGUCUGACAAUUUUUCGGUAAAAAAUGUUCCUGCCCACGGCGCGCAAUAAACGGAAGUCUUUCAGGUAACUACCGAUACCAAACUCGUAACAGUUGCGAGAAGUUUAAGCCAAUUUGUUGCUUGAACUGAAAUUAAAAUGAGUAAAUAUACGUCAAAGUAUUUGGAAAACAAACUAGCGGAUAAAUUGGGAGCGUUAUACGUAAAUGCGAUCGACGAAUCAGACGGCUGUGGUGGUAAAUUCAGUGUGACUAUUGUUUCGGAGGCAUUCCGUGGUAAGACAUUGCUGCAGAAACAUCGUUUAGUGAAUAGUGCUCUAGCAGAGGAACUAAAGGAAAUUCACGCAUUCUCUCAAAAAUCAUACACACCCGAAGAGUGGGAAAAAGUGCAACAGAGUUUGAAGCGCUAAUGAAAAUGUAUUAUUUUUAUCAGAGCUCUAUAUGUUUUUUAUCUAAAUGAUCUUAUAAUAACUACUCAGCGAGAAACAGUAGUAAAAAGCAAGUAAUUUUAUUAAGCUCAAACUUUGUUGGAAAAACAAAACCAGCGAAUAUUGAUUAAAGCUAAAAAACCGGAAAUCAUCUACAUAAGUAUAUACUGCGCAGAAAGUGAAAGUAUAUUAAACAACUACAUACAUAAAUCUAUAUAUACCAGUUAAACGUAGGUAAGACAGCGCAUGCGCACAUAAUUCAAGAGUUGUGUAAUUUCAACUAAAACGUUUAAAAAUAUAAAUAAAAUCUCUAGAAGAAAGCAACUGUAAUUCGUUGAAAACCGAAACGCAAUGAUAACCGAUCUACGAACUAAAAGUCAAGUGACCUUAUUUGCGUAAAAUACGACUACAAAGUAUUACUCAACACAAUUCUAAUUUGUUUGAGACGUGGCGAGUUCAGCUCCUUAUGUAUUCGUGUGCGUAAACAAGAUAGCUGUUCGUUUUCGAUUUCUAUUUAAAUUUUUCUGUGCUGACGGAGCAAGUAAACAGCGUACAUAAAUUAAAAAUCGAUCUAAACAAUAGCCGGCGAACCAUGAACAAGUUUCAAAUUAUUGCGCCGGGUAAAGUAAUUCUCCACGGUGAGCAUGCAGUCGUUUAUAAAAAACCUGCUCUAGCUGCCGCUGUCGGACUUUCAACGAAAUUACUAUUCUACCCACAACCAGAAAGUGAUGUCGCUAUUUUUAAUUUGGAAUCGUUGAAUUGCACCUUUGAGAUUCAAUUGUCACAAUUUAAUGAUUUCAUUAAAGGUUUUCGUGAGAAAUACCCGGAGAGUAAGCUUGAUUGUUCCGCAAAACUACUUGAGGAUGUACGCGCUGUUAUUGCAAAACAAUUCGAUGGCAGCACCAACAAUUCCCCAAAACAGCAGCAAUCACGGAAAACAUUUUUAUCCAUAUACUAUUUACUCGCUGGAGCAGUUCUGGCAGCGCCGAGUGAACUUACUUUAAAACCUGGAUUUAAAAUUCAGAUUGAUACCGAAUUAAAUAUAGGCUCUGGUUUGGGCAGUUCUGCAUCAUUCGGUGCCACAUUAGCAGCGGCAUUUCUACUUAUCACCGGUCAUUUCGAUGAAAAAUCAUACCUUAAAUUGGAAAAUCGAGCACUUAUCUCUCAGUGGGCUUUUGAAUCGGAACGCAUUAUGCAUGGGACGCCAUCCGGCGUUGAUAAUACCGUAGUGACCUACGGCGGCAUGUUAAGGUUCGUUAAAGGCCAAGCAUUUCAGUCACUUAACAUUCAGCGACCACUCAAUAUAAUGUUGGUAGAUAGUCGUGUUAAUCGCAGUACCGCAGAUAUAGUUGCUAAGGUACGGCACCUGUGGGAAACAUUUCCAAAAGUAAUUGAUUCCAUUUGGGACGCUUGCGAAGAGAUAGUAGCAGAUGCCAUACCACUGUAUGAAAGCUUUGGUAAUGCUAAGGAUGAUAGUGUAAAGUUUGAAAAACUGGAGCGUUUGUUCCAAAUUAACAAUGAUCUGCUUAAAGCUAUCGGUGUGACACAUCCAAAAUUGGAGCAAAUAUUCGCCAUCGCUUUUAAACGUGGUUUCUUUAGUAAGAUAACAGGUGCGGGAGCGGGUGGUUUCGCUGUUGUGCUAUUGCCUGAAAAUUAUGAGAGUAACGAAGUUUAUUGGAAGUUGAAAGAGGAAUUAGAGUCGGCGGGUUUUGGAGUGCAAUCUACUACAGCUGGAGGCGAAGGAUUACGUAUUAAGGAUUUGGAGGACUAGUUUUUUAAAAAUUUUACCACUAAUAACUUAAAUUUUUGUUAAUUGCCGGUUUUGACAUAAUCGUAUAAAUGAUUUUCUUGUAAAAAAUUGGAAACGUAAAAUGAUGUUAACAAUGUAAUAACGUAGAAUAGGAUCAAAUAAACUUAUUUCUCUGAUUUUAGAAUUAUUAAGUUUAA